UGUUGUGCUAGAUUUGGUUCCUGUUACGAGUCCACGACUCGCCUGGUACAUCGGUAACGUUCCAAUAAGAAUACAAUGCCAUGUUUUAAUGGUGGAAUUUCUAACAGGAUAGACCACUUUAGACCGUAGACUGUACGUAAUUAUAAUGACGACUAUAUAAUAUAUAUAUACGACUAUAUAAUAAUCAGCUGACUCAACUGCUAAGCAAGCGGGAAACUUGAAAAUGUAGCAUACCUCAGUAACCAGGCGUCUUCAUACUCUCUUAGCAUUUAUGAUGACUUGUCUCUAGCAACAGUUGUUGGCAGACAGUCUUGGAAUAAAUACGUGUUCCUCCCUUCUGCCACAAAGGAAUAUUUGUUCGCGUCUCCCUCCUGGCUAGCACGACCCAGACGCCCUCCGCGAUGGAGGAUACCUCAUCGACCUCGACGUGUAUUCCUCGUCCGUCUUUCCUUCGGAGGACAAUUGAGCAGUUGUCGACGAUCAAAACCCUAAAACUAAGAGUGGAGGAAGAGGAUGCUGCUAAUGUCGCCGUCAUCGCACUUCAGCGCUACUUCUCUGACCAAAACGGAAGGCAGCCUUGUGAGAGCUACAGCUACGACGUAACUGUCACCGACGGAGUGUGUCGAGCCAAAUGCUGCCUUCACCCAAGUUUAAAUCACUUGAUUCACACCAACACCCUGAGGACAGGCUCAGACAUCAUCAUCACGCAGUGCUCGUUUGUUUACAACGAGCGGGUAUUGGGCCACCGCUAUAUCGGCAUCGAGCAGUUAAGGUGCGUCUCGGGUAAAUCAGCGCUGCUGUCGCAACUUCGGGAUGUGAGUACACUGCCCGUGCUGGUCAAAAGCGGCAUGGAGAGGAACACCUUGCUACCAAGCAACGUACCCCUCCAGCUGGGCUGCAAACACUACUUGUCUCUGUGGGACAAUGAGCAACCAGAAGGGGACAUGUGGAUCUCAGCGCCGAUUUCGCAUGCUCCAGUGCUGGAUGUCAAAAGGAUCACUCUUAUUAAUAACCUGGAGUCAGUAUUCAACAGCACACGGGAACCCCCCCCUCUCCUGGUGAAGAUAAUACAAAAAUCCAGAUUGAGGUAUUAUGGCAAACCCGGAUGCAAGAUCGAUUUCCCCUACCAGGCAUAUUUUGAAGUUGCUGAUCAGACUGGCAUCACGUCUCUGGUGCUUUGGAACGAGCUCUGUCCACAGUUUUACAACUCAUUCAAUGUUGGAACUGUCCUGUACAUCCAGAAUUACACUCUUAAAGAAAGUUAUUCCAAUCGCUCCCGCCCACAAAUGGACCAUUACGGAAUCAAGAUCUUCACCUCAAUUGAAAUCUGCCUGAACGCUCACACCCCAACUUCUAUUAUCACUGUGGUGCCACCGAAAAAUGUUCGGCCUCAGUGGUCUUUACCUGAUGUGUCCUAUCGCUUUGCCACCAGAGCCGAGGUUGAAACGUUUGCCAAGGACUCUGUUUGUGACGUCAUCGGUUUGGUAACAUUUGUCGGUCGCGUUGAAAGAGUAAAACGUAAAGGCAACACAGGCCCUGGGAAGUACUGGUCAUUCCGCUGGGUCCACGCAAUGGAUAGAACAACGGAGCAUCCUUUUGUCCUGCAAUUGUUCAACUCCUCCCAGCCAGAAAUCUUUGACAGUAUAUGGCCAAUGACUUAUCUGGUGUGCACUCAGAUGCGAGUGUGUCAUGUGGAAGGCUGCUUGCCUUACCUCACCAGUAGCUGCGAAACAGAGAUGUUUAUUACAGGCUACCACAAGGGUCAACCGUACAAGAAUAACCCCAUAGUGCAGAGCCUCAUGCAGCGAAACAAGACUCUGAAGGACAACGAGGUCCUCCCGAAGACGGCUGUCGGUGGCCAUUAUUGCUACCCUCAUGCCCCGCCCACUUUCACCCAGCCAACGGCAGCGACCUCAGAGCAAGUUCCUCUUGUUGCUGCUUCUGACUUGAAGAAGGAGUUGGAAACCCUGCAGUAUAGAGAACAUAAGAAACUUGCCAUUCAAGGUCAGAUCGUGGCUGUCAGAUAUGUGGAAAAGUCAAACAUGACUGAGACACAAGGCCUUGGAGCCAAAGGGCAGGUGCCAAGUGUGUCCACUGGUGACCGAGCCAUGUCGGAUGUGAGUAAUGUGACUGGGUCAGACGCAUCGGCCUCGCCUAAACAAACAUCAGUAAAAAGGAAAAGAAUGAUAAAUACAAGAGAUACAGAGCAGAGUUCAGUGAGCAGUGUGCCGGCGAAACGAGGAGCCAGAAAUCCAGAAGUCGAAAGAGAGCAGCCGGAGGACGAGGGAGACUCGGAAUCACGGGAACAGAAUCUGCAACCCCAAAAUGAAGGCCGCAAUCUGCUAUCGUGGGAGAGCAGCGGCUGGUCAAGGCAACGGCAAGAUGUGACUGUGCAUUUGUGUCACGCCACUCUUCAUCAGGACAGCAUUUCUCGAAGGUUCACCUUAGAUGACAAGAACGCUCUCCUGCGGUGGAGCAACCUUCAUCCCAUGCGCUGGACACCGGAGCAGUCAGCCGACACACUUCCAAGUCCGGUUUUCCCGGGAUACUACCAGGUUACCAUACUAGGCAUUAACAAACAAAUAGCUGUCGAUGCAGCAUUUUUACCCAUUGUGAGCUCCAGAGAGCAAAGAGCCGUAGGUCUUCCUUUGGGUCGUCACGACAACACCGUGCUCUCUUGCCUCUCUUCUGGUUUCCUCUGCCCUCUGGAGGGCUCAGGUCACAGUUGGACAUCACGCCACAUUCCAGAGAAUAUCAUGGCAACUGCCGGGGAGCUGGAGGACACAAAUUUGGUAUGUGUCUUGGACAUUUGUCACCUUGGUGGAGAGGAGGUGGAGGUAGUGAUUAGCAAAGUGUACAAAGUGACUGAAGUUUCUGUUGCGUAGCACUUUAAAGAGAGACAAUUUUCUAAGGGUGAGUACUCAUCCAUAUUUUCCUUAGACGUUAAUCAUGAAAAUGUUGGUCGACAGUCAUCCAAUAAGGCAUUCAAGAUAAACUGUAACUCUGUCACAAAGAUAGCACUUCAACCCAGUCUCACAAACACAGUAGAAUGCAAAACAACAAUGUGAUCUUAACCUAAAAAUGAUAAGAUAACAAAAUCAAAAGCGUGUCUUGACCAGCAAAAAAGUCUCAUUUGUUUUUUGUUCACAACCACAAUACAUGCUGUAUGUUUGAAAAUAUUUAUUUCCAAAUAUUUCACAAUGAGCAGGUUGAUUUAUAAAUAAUUCAAUAUGACAUAAUUAAUAUCAAGAUAUUUUAGGCUGUAAACUUAAUUUGUUAUUAUCGUUUAAACAAUAUUUUUAAAGCUUAUUUCAAUGGGAAAGACAGGGGGAGAAAAAUACAUACAAGCAACUGUGCAACACCAACACAACAAAGCCUCACCUCCACUAAUAAGACACUUCAUUAUCUGUUACAAAAUUACUUUAAUUUUAAAAUCAUGUAACAUACAUACGUAUUCUAUUAGACAUAGAAAAUAAACUAUAUCAUCUA
Molecule: messenger RNA, 3489 nt
Organism: Syngnathus typhle (broad-nosed pipefish)
Lineage: Eukaryota; Metazoa; Chordata; Actinopteri; Syngnathiformes; Syngnathidae
Gene: radx
Product: RPA1 related single stranded DNA binding protein
Exons: 16
Coding region: 402-2885 (827 amino acids)
Biological process (GO): regulation of DNA repair
Cellular component (GO): replication fork
Molecular function (GO): single-stranded DNA binding
Source: RefSeq, a predicted model, not a curated record